AUGUUAAACGCAAAGUAUUUUCCAUGUAAAAUUGGAGAUCAAAACUUUACUUUAGAAUUAUCUACAUCCUCUUUAGAUCUAAUUAAUUAAGAAUAAAAAAUUACCUUUAAACUUUCUCUAAAACUUAUAAUAACUUGGAUUUUUUAUGGAGAUAAAAUAAUUGGGUUUAAAAUUGAAAAUCUUGAAGUAGAAGGCACAACAGAAAAUAUGGCUAAAUUAAAAAUGAGCCUGGGCUGUCUUGUAACUUUUAAAGGAAUUUUAAAAUUUUAUACUUUUCAAUAGACUAUUUACCUAAACUAAAACAAUACAACUAAAGUAAGAUUUCUUAAAAAGAAUUUAGAUUUGUUCACUGAUUAGUAAUAGAAAUUUUAGAAUUUAUGCCUGCAAGUGUUAUAAAAAAUCUAAUCGAUCAAUAGAAAACAUCCAUGAAGAAAUAAAUUUAUUACUAAAACUGCAAGGAUAAAGUUUUAUUCCUAUGGUAUAUGAAGUAUACGAAUCCAGUUCUUGUGUAUAUUUAAUUAUGGAACAUUUAUACAGAAAUUUUGAUAAUGACUUUACUGAUGAAGAGAUUAAAAUAAUUGUUUAUGUAUAUUUUAUAAUUUACUUAGAAUUUGCUAAUAUCGAUCAAAAGAUUAGAAAAAUUGUUUAUAGCUCAUAAAAGUAUUUCAAGAUCUCACAUAAUGUUUGAUGAAGAAAAUUAAUUAAAACUAAUUGGAUUUAGCAAUGCAGUUUUUCAGAAAACGACUAAUCAUGAAUUUGAGCUGGACAUUUUUAAAGUUGGCACUCUUAUGUAUAAAUUGUAUAUAUUUAUAAAAUAAAAUAAGUUACAAAAGAAAUAUGGAAGAUAAUUAAGAUGAUUUUCCAGAAAUACCAGAUUCUGGAUCCGAGCUUAUGAAAAAUCUCCUUGAAAACUAAUCUUUUUAUAGAUUUAAUAUUGAUUCAGCUUUAAAGCAUCCAUAUUUUAAUUCUCUAAAAGGAGAUGGAAUUAAUAAAUGUAUUUAUUUUUUUUAUUAAAGAAAUUUUGUCUAUGAAUCCUAAAUUUAAAGAUAAAAUUGAAGAAAUUUAAUCUUUUUAAACUAAAAACUUUGAUAAUACUCUAUUAUCUUUAACCAAAUAAUAAUAUUUCCAAAUAGAUCUAUCAACAGAAUUAUAAAACUGA
Paramecium sonneborni is the source of this 1159-nucleotide messenger RNA. The record is from the annotation of a GenBank genome assembly. NCBI's taxonomy places the organism in Eukaryota, Ciliophora, Oligohymenophorea, Peniculida, Parameciidae.